Molecule: messenger RNA, 405 nt
Organism: Dibothriocephalus latus
Lineage: Eukaryota; Metazoa; Platyhelminthes; Cestoda; Diphyllobothriidea; Diphyllobothriidae
Source: the annotation of a GenBank genome assembly
AUGGGUCGGCUGAUCAUGAUAAACUCAGAUGACAUCGUCCUUGCAGACAAUGCCAGUCCACUGGGAUCUGGAGCUUUUGGAGCUGUCUACCAGGGGGUCUGGCGGAUGCCCGAGGAGGCGGAGAGGCUUUCGUCUGCUAUGGACAGUCAACGCAGUUCCCACAGCCUUGAACCGGUGCCUUCAACGGUAGACACGGCAGGGUCUACCACGGCCUCUGCCAGGCCGCGCGUUUCAACGCUAUCAACUCACAAGCUCGUCAGGGUGGCGGUGAAGAUCCUUAACGAAAACAGUGGUCCGAGCAACCUACAGGCCCUGCUUGAGGAAGCCAAGGUAAAUCAAACGGGAAUUUCUUGCAAAAAGGAAUUGCAAACUGUCUAUUGGCAACCGUUCUUUUGUUGUUGCUAG